Molecule: messenger RNA, 636 nt
Organism: Bipolaris zeicola 26-R-13
Lineage: Eukaryota; Fungi; Ascomycota; Dothideomycetes; Pleosporales; Pleosporaceae
Exons: 3
Coding region: 1-636 (211 amino acids)
Source: RefSeq, a predicted model, not a curated record
AUGCGUUUCUCUAUCGUCUUCCUUGCUGGCACUGUCGCUCUUACUAACGCUGCGGCUGUUCCUCCUCAGCAUUCCAACCCUGCCGUUAUCCCUGGAGCGGCACUUGAUGUGCUCAAGGAUUCUCCCCUGAACAUCGGUAUCAACACCGAUAUCGACGCUGAUGUCAAGGCUGAUAUCGACACCAAAGUCGACGCCGAUGCCCAUCUUACCAAGCGCCGCGCCGGAGCCCGUCUUAACGGCGCUGCUGAGGGCAUUGGAGCCGGAGCUUCCAUCGCCGGAGCCAUGAGCGGCCUCCUCGACAAGCUGUUCCCCAUCAACAACUGGAACUCCGCCCGUGAGACCUUCACCCAGGCCACCGUCGACGCCAUGUGGGCCAGGAACCCCGACCGAAACCGCUGGGUCGCCGCUGCCUGCUACAACAUGAAGUGGGACGUUGCCAACCGCGACAGAAUCUCCGAUGUCGCCAGUGUCAAGCUCUCCAUGGGCGCGCUCAACACUGACUACGACUGCUUCUACAUUGGUCGUCAGAACUCGCUCUGGACUCGUGGUGAUGGUGGAUACAUUAACCUUGCUGUUGUCUCUGACAACAGGUUCUGCACCUUUGACAGCCGCACCGCUGACCUUGACUGCCGGUAA